AGAGGGAGUCAUUGAUGUGCGUGUCUGUCACUGAUGACGCUCGUGUGUCUUAAAGGACCAUGAGUGUAAGUUUGAGACAUAUUCUCGGAGUCUGAUGCUUUGCGCCUGUUAUUUAAGAGCUCCGACGUCGUGAUGAACAUACAGAUUAUCAAUAUCGAGAGAAAAUGGAUCGUAUCGAGCAGCCUGAACCUGUAGUCUCUUACGCCGAGGUGAAAUGAGGGUGUAAUUUGUCCAAAAUGUGACAUGGCACAAGCGCAACGGGCUCACGGUUGGACAGCCGAGGUGUCAUUGAUCUGAUCUGAUAUGAUCACUGAUAAAUAACGCGGCGAGAUGGAUCUCCUCUACGUUUUUCCUUGAUGCGCGCGGGAGGCAGGCGGAACUGAGCAGCGCGAACACCGGCCAAUGUACCGGGGGAACGGCGGCGUGAUAGCGGCCCGGCAGCGGCGGCGGCGGCGGCGGUCUUGAGAUCAGUUCCUCCGGGUUUUACGCAGCGAGGCGCGGGGAACGAUGGGCUGCGCUCCCAGCAUCCACGUCUCGCAGAGCGGGGUGAUCUACUGCCGCGACUCGGACGAGUCCAACUCGCCGCACCAGACCACCACCAUCUCGCAGGGCACGGCGACCACCCUGCACGGCCUCUUCAUCAAGACCGACGCGGCGGACACCAUCCCCUCCGUGAUCGCGUACCAGAGCAGGCACACACGGACCAGCUCUCACCGGGAGCGGAAAGAGAACAGCGGCGGACACAUGUGCACAGAGGCCGAGACUCAAACCAGCAGCACCAGCGUCAAGGUGUCUGCUGCAGAAGAGCGUCUGGGGCCGAUGCGACUGACACAGGAGCCCAUUCAGGUGUUACUGGUCUUCGCUAAAGAGGACAGUCAGAGCGAUGCGUUCUGGUGGGCGUGUGAGCGGGCGGGCUUCAGGUGUAACAUCGCACGAACACCUGAGUCUGCGGUGGAGUGUUUCUUGGAUAAACACCACGAGAUCGUCAUCAUUGAUGGGCGGCACUCACGGUACUUUGAGGCUGAAGCCGUCUGCAGGAUGAUUCGAGCGACCAAGCCUUCUGAACACACUGUUAUUUUGGCAGUGAUGCCACAAACUCCCUCAGAUCAGGAGGAACCAUCUGUCCUUCCUCUUCUCUCUGCUGGCUUCUCCAGAAGGUACCUGGAGAACAGCAGUGUGUCGGCCUGCUAUAAUGAGUUAAUCCAAUUAGAACAUGGAGAGGUUCGAGCUCAGUUCAAACUGAGGGCUUGUAACUCUUUGUUUACUGCAUUAGAACAGUGUCAGGAAGCCGUGGAGAUCAGCAGUGAAGAUCAUGUCAUUCAAUAUGUAAAUCCAGCAUUUGAAAAGAUGAUGGGCUAUCAUAGAGGCGAAAUGAUCGGGAAAGAGUUGACUGAACUACCCAAGAGUGACAAGAACAGCGCCGACCUGCUGGACACCAUCAACACCUGCAUCAAGAAAGGAAAGGAAUGGCAGGGGAUCUAUUUCUCACGGAGGAAAUCAGGGGACAGUAUUCAGCAAUAUGUCAGAAUCACUCCUGUGAUUGGCCAGGGAGGAAAAAUUCGCCAUUUCGUGUCCAUCAAGAGGCCUUACAGUGACAACCACAGACAGGUUCAUAAGUUGAGCAAAGAAGACAAAUGCUCUGGUGAACACUCACAAUCAGAGUGCAAUUCCUUGCGUCACAAGGACCGGAGGAAAGAGUCUGUGGACGUCAGAUCUAUCAGCUCUCACAGCAGUGAUGCUCCCAGUCUACAGAAUCGCAGAUAUUCCUCUAUGGCCCGAAUCCACUCCAUGACUAUUGAGGCUCCGAUCACUAAGGUGAUAAAUAUCAUUAACGCAGCACAGGAGAGCAGUCCUGUGACAGUAGCGGAAGCUCUGGAUCGUGUUCUGGAGAUUUUGCGGACCACCGAACUGUACUCACCCCAACUGGCCUCAAAGGAAGACGACCCCCACACCAAUGACCUGGUGGGGGGUCUCAUGAGUGACGGACUCAGAAGGCUCUCUGGGAAUGAGUAUGUCUUCUCCAAAAGUGCUUUACACAAUAUGAGUCAGAGUCAGCUGGCAGUACCUGUGCCAUUAAACGACAUCCCGCCAUCCAUCGCAGAGCUGCUCAACGAGGAGGAACGCUGGGAAUUCAAUAUCCUGGAGCUGGAAGCAGCUACACACAAGAGGCCGCUGUCAUACCUGGGUCUGAAGAUCUUCUCUGCUUUUGGCGUGUGUGAGUUCCUGAACUGCACAGAGGCCACGUUGCGCUCGUGGCUGCAGGUGAUCGAGGCUAAUUACCACGCCUCCAACUCCUACCACAACUCUACACACGCCGCAGACGUUCUGCACGCCACAGCCUACUUCCUGCGCAAGGACAGAGUCAAGGGCAGUCUUGACCAGUUAGAUGAAGUUGCAGCACUAUUGGCAGCCACGGUCCAUGACGUCGAUCACCCGGGCCGUACCAACUCAUUCCUGUGCAAUGCAGGGAGUGAGCUGGCGAUUCUAUACAACGACACAGCCGUCCUGGAGAGCCACCACGCCGCUCUUGCAUUCCAGCUUACUGUACGAGACAGCAAGUGCAACAUCUUCAAAAACAUGGAAAGGACUCAGUUUCGGACCCUACGGCAGGCCAUAAUUGACAUGGUGUUGGCAACAGAAAUGACUCGACACUUUGAACACGUCAAUAAGUUCGUAAACAGCAUCAACAAACCCAUGAGUGCCAUUGAGGAGACGAGCUCCAAUAGUGAAGGCAGUGAUUGUGAGGGACAGGCCAGUAUUCGCAACUCUCCUGAGAAUCGUCUGUUAAUUAAACGGAUGCUGAUUAAAUGUGCCGAUGUUGCCAAUCCCUGCAGACCUCUGGAGCUCUGCAUCGAAUGGGCUGGUCGCAUUUCAGAGGAGUACUUUGCUCAGACUGAUGAGGAGAAAAGACAAGGUUUGCCGGUUGUCAUGCCAGUGUUUGACCGGAAUACCUGCAGUAUUCCUAAAUCCCAGAUCUCAUUUAUCGACUAUUUCAUCACAGACAUGUUUGACGCCUGGGAUGCAUUUGCCAGUUUGCCAGGUCUGAUGGAGCAUCUGGCAGAGAACUACAAAUACUGGAAGCACUUGGAUGAGAUGAAAUGUAAAAGCCUGCGGCCUCCGCCUCUUCCGUGAACCCUCGUGACCCCCUUACCCUCGAGGUCAAAGAUCAGAGGUUGAAUGUAGCAUCUCUGCCGGGCCUCAAAGAUUCCAUCCACUGAACACAGAUCAGCAGCCCUGUUUUUCCGACGACGCUCCACCCCUAGCGACAAUCGCCCGGUAACAAGGGUAAAACACAAACAAACGACAAAAUGAAUGCACUUUAUCAGCAUACAGUCCUCUUCCAGCAUCUUUUCACUUUCUUCUCUUCUCUUUUUUUAAAUCCUCUGUGUUCUUUCAGCUGUUUUUAAUGAUUUCUGGACGGAGAUUUUUUUUUAUGUCUGACGCAAGAAGAUAAAGACUGAUCUUAGUCCAGCAGAGGACUGUAUAUACUAUAUGCGCUAAACUAUGGGAUAUACACUGGGACUGAAACGUGUAUGCUCAGAGAGGUCUGUAACUAUACACAUGCACAUAUAAUAUUAACAGACAUGUGGGAUCGUAGAUCCAAAAUGCCAAAAGGGCUUUAUUUGGACUCUGAAGCAGUUAUAAGGAGGAAAACUGUGUGUCAGUGGGACUAAACUACUUUGGAAACCACAAAGGACCCAGUAGGGAGCCCUGAGGCACUCCCUUCAGUCCUGCCACAUCUUCCCCCUUAUUAAUUUGAUCAAAUUCAAUGCAGAUGGAAUAUUUUGACAGAAUAUUGUCGAGAGAAACUAAUGUCAGGUUGCCAAACCGGAAGAACUGAAGACGUGCUUGUAUCCGGACAAUGAAUUGGUAUUGACCAGCACUGAAAACGAUUCAGUGUGUGAGAAUGUAAAAACUGCAACGGAUCAGCCCGCUGCGGGCUGUCAUUAUUCCAGCAUUUUCUGUAUCAGAACAACUCAAGCCUUUCUCAGACUCCAAGGACUGGUGUGUAAUAAUCAAUCAUUUUGAUAUAAAUAGCCAAUAAUAACAAAGAAUAUAUUUCUCAGAAACACUGUAUAUCCAGACACAUACUGUAAUAACGUGAAGCUUGAUGAUGCGUGUGUGUGAGCGAGAGAACGAGUGUAUGAUAUGAUUUGCUUAGUGUUAAAUGUAUUUUACACAUGGCAGUUAACAUUCCUACUUCACGCAAUGGUCCGUACGGAUGCAACAUUCCCUAAUCUGUGUGUAAACCUAAACUCCAGCACAGCCUCAUGACGAGACCACUGACACGUUUGCUCAUGCUGACUGGUGAACUCACACGUAUUAUAAGUGUUACACCAUUUUUAAGUAUUAUUUAUUUACAAAAUGAGCUCGGCUGUAUAUCGCUUUCCUAAUCGCGGGUCUGCUUUUACCAUAGACACACAUCGCCGACAAGCUUCAAGCGUUCACCUUUUGUAGGCCAAAAAGCAUCCAGUGCCAAAGGUGCGUUUAUAAUCAAGCACGAUGAUGAGUUUUAAACAGAUGUUUGGCUGAAGCCGUUCCGACUGAAAAAAAGAACUAGUUUAGAUUUCUCGAAAUCAGUCACGCUGACCGAUUGGUGAGAAGUUUGUUUUUUUAACCCGUAUGUUUUUAUUAAGCGUAGCUGUUAGUGUCAUGGCACCUCAUUUUUGCCGCAUUGGCUAACAGACAGGCUCAGUAGGAAUUCAUUAAAUGUUUAUAACUCAGUUGACGUUCAGCCUUUUACUCUUUACACAUUGCGUAGAUGUGAUUGGAAAGAAUCUCUUGAGAGCGACCGUUCUAGUUCUAGAACUCACCAGCACGACACCACCGAGAGUGUUCCGACUGUGAUGACAUCAUAAUGACAUCAACAGUUCUGAUUCUACAAUGCCCUUGUAAGAUGGCAGCAGCUGUUUUUGUUGUUCUUCGGUUGGCAGUGCAUCACAGUGACUGUUUUUAAGCGCUUGUGAAGUUAAAGGCAUGCGGUGCACAUUCAGCAGCUCGCAGGGUUUUGAUUUUCCUCUUUCCUGUUCUCUCAUCCUUCCUGAUUCUAUCUGUUUCCCUCCCUUUUUUCUUGUUGCUUUAAUGUGGUCACAAGGGUAGAACAGUGGUUUUGGUAGCACUUUUGAAGCCUGUAUAUGUAAUGUAUUAUAUAAAGUAUUCUGAAUGCAUGAUAUAUCAGUAGGUAUUGCCCAAUAUUUAAAUUUUUUUAAAUCAUUAGUAUUGUUCUAACUCAGACAAUAUUUUUUUUUUAGCAGAUUUUUUAGGGAUUAUUUUUUACAAUUAAUGAAAAAAACGUUUUUGUGUGAGUAAAAUGUUUCAGUGUAACCACUGGUAUACGAUUUAACAUAUGAAAUUGGGUUAUGAUUAUGAAUUUUUAAGGCAUUAUACUUUUUAAAGGCAUAGCUGUAAUUAGGCAUUGUAAUGUAUUGCAGUUACAAGAACCUACAACUGAUGUAUAUUAUAUAAAUGCAUUAAGAAUUCUUUUAUAAUAUACUAUAUAUGCAUGCUUAAUAGAUAUUAUAGUUUUCUUUCACCCUUUUUUUUUUAUUUACAGCUCUACAGAUAUUAAUGCUGCAGUACAAAUUAUGCCGAAUGCUCUUGUCACCAUCUAGUGGUAAAUCUAAAGAACCGUACACAUUAUUUGAAGGGAUAGUUCACUCAUAAAUUAAAAUUUUAUUUAUUCACCCUCAAGUUGUUGCAAACCUGUAUGAAUUUAUUUCAUUUGCUGAACAUGAAAGAAUGUAUUUUUUUGGAAUGCAUGUAACCAAACAGUUGAUGGUCCCCAUUGACUUCCAUAUUAUUUUUUUCCAUACAAUUGAAGUCAAUAGGGACCAACUUGAGGGUGAGUAAAUGAUGAGUUUUGGGUGAACUAUCCCUUUAAGUGCACGUACUUGCAUUUUGCGUAACUAUGAGCUUGUAUUUGUUUAUUUCUUAGGAAAAAUUGCUUUGUUGAUUUUUUUUUAAUAGCAUUAUAAUCAUGUUCCCUGAGGUCCUUGUGAUCUGUAACCAAGAAAAAUACAACAAACAAAGUUUCUCAUGACACUACCAGUCAAAUGCUUGGACACACUUGAACUUGUCCAAACUUUUGACUGGUAGAGUACACAAAAGUGCUCCCUUUAACGGACAGGACAUGCUUUCAUUUAUUGUGUAAUGGUAAAUUUUAUUCAUGUAUAUGUUCAGGGUAUAAUAUUAGUGGUUAGCUGUAUGUCACUGGCAGUUUCGACAUCCUGUAGUGCGAAAUCAAAUAACAUGCUUAAAAUGAAAUUCACUCAGUGAACAAAGAAUCAUCUCAGGCGAGUCUUGAUCUGGUGUGAUUCUGGGUUUGGAGCCGACAGAGAUAAGCCAUAGAACAUUCUAGAACUAAUAAUGGAAGUGUAGGUCAGAAGAUGAUGUAUCUAUUCCCUCUUUUCCUGUCCUCCACCCCGCUCAUCCUCUCUCUUCCUGACUCCUGUAGGCCUGCAUUAUCCUGCUCUGUAACAAAACAUUUCAUUGCAUUGUCACACACAGGCUUUAUAGGUAAUUUAAAGUACAAAAUGUACCCAGGGAAUGUCCCUUUUUAAGCUCAGAUGUUUUGACUAUGAAUUUAUAUGGACUCUUUUACAGAUAUUAUACUAUGUAGAGUUUAGAGAGCAUAUUCAGGUUCAUGCCUUAAUCUCUGUUAUAGACACGCGGUGGGUUAAACCGGUCCUCGUUCACUCAGCACUGAUGAUGAGAUUCUACAGCAGAUUUAAAAUAUGACGUGACCAUGUGAUCCAUUGUAAUAUUAACAUGAGGAUUAUUAGUUGUUCCGGAGGUUAUUGAUAAUUUAGUUACUGUUUAUUGUUGAAUGUUUAGUGAUGAUGUGCGUAAAGUUUCAGUACAUGUUUUAUCAACAGUAUUUGGGGCGUAAUUUUGAUUACAAUAGAAAAUUAUUUUGACUCAUCCCUCUGUAUUUAUUUUUUAUUUUUUAUUUUUUUUUAAAGAAAAGCAAAUAUCGCAGAUACAGUGGUGUACUUAAAAGUUACAAAGGGUUUAAAAUAGGGAUGCGCCGAUAUGAACAUUUUGGCCGAUAAUUUUUUAUAUUUGAAAGCCGAUAAC
Ctenopharyngodon idella (grass carp) is the source of this 7077-nucleotide messenger RNA. RefSeq names its product phosphodiesterase 8B (gene pde8b). The record is from RefSeq and is a predicted model, not a curated record. Lineage: Eukaryota; Metazoa; Chordata; Actinopteri; Cypriniformes; Xenocyprididae. The transcript is spliced from 22 exons. Bases 508 to 3132 code for a protein of 874 amino acids. Gene Ontology annotation, molecular function: 3',5'-cyclic-AMP phosphodiesterase activity. Gene Ontology annotation, biological process: signal transduction; regulation of DNA-templated transcription.